AUGGCGAUGCCACAACAAAUGGCUUCCCACUAUGACAUUGUCAUUGUCGGAGCUGGCCCUGUCGGCUUAAUGCUUUCAACAUGUCUAGCCCGCUGGGGUUAUAAAAUAAAGCACAUCGAUAACCGCCCUGAGCCGACAGCCACAGGCCGCGCAGAUGGCAUCCAGCCCCGGUCUCUCGAUCUGCUCCGCAACAUGGGCCUCAAGUCUGCCAUCAUGGCGCACAAUCCUGCGCGCGUUUUCGAGGUUGCAUUCUGGGACCCUUCUGAUUCAGCAUCCGGAAUUCAGAGAACAGGUACAUGGGCAUCGUGUCCAGAUUUCAUUGAUGCGCGCUACCCAUUCACCACUCUCCUGCAUCAAGGCCACAUCGAACGCGUUUUCCUGUCUGAUCUCGAGAAGAACGGUGUCGAAGUUCAACGACCAUGGACUAUUACCGGCUUUCAGUCAGAGGAGUCGCAAAGCUCAGAAUACCCCGUCACAGUGCAGCUUGAGCAUGUAGAUGGCACCGCCAAGGAGCAAAUACACGCGAAAUAUCUAUUUGGCGGCGAAGGAUCAAGGUCGUUUAUCCGCCAGCAAUUGAAUAUUGAACUUCGCCACAAAGACCCUAUUUCUCAUGUCUGGGGUGUCAUGGAUGGCGUUGUGCAGACCAAUUUUCCCGAUAUCAAGAUGAAAUGCACCAUUCAUAGCCACCAUGGAUCUAUCAUGGUUAUUCCCCGUGAAGACAACAUGGUUCGUUUAUAUAUCCAAAUCGCAUCAUCGACAGAUUCGGAUUGGAACCCUCGCAAGACAGCCACUGCAGAGCAGGUCAAGGAAUCCGCCAAAAAGAUUUUCCAGCCUUAUUCUAUUCAAUGGGAACGCGUCGAGUGGUACUCAGUAUACCCCAUCGGGCAGGGACUAUCGGAUCGAUAUUCCCUGGACCAGCGCGUCUUUAUCGGUGGCGAUGCCUGUCAUACUCAUAGUCCCAAAGCUGGACAGGGAAUGAACACGGCUUUUCUGGAUGCGCAAAACUUGGCAUGGAAGAUACAUGCCGUAGAGGCUGGCUUCGCCGCGCGUGAUAUUCUCAAGACAUAUGAGGUGGAACGGCGCAGCGUCGCUCAAGCUCUACUGGACUUUGACAACCGCUAUGCCAAGCUUUUCUCACAGCGCCCUCCUGAGCAAGGCGACGUCGAUGCGGCGUCAAAAUCACAUCCUUCCGACGAAAUGACCGAUAGUGAGUUUAUCAAGACGUUCAAAGAGUCUUGCGAGUUCACAAGCGGAUACGGGGUCUCAUAUGGACCUAAUGAGAUCAACUGGUCCUCGAAACAUGCUGCUCAGUCGCCAUUAAUUCAUCCUGCCGGGACAACACUCACGACUGGUCGCAUUUUCAAGAAUUCAGAUGUGACAAGAGUUUCUGACGCGAAUGUUGUUCAUCUUGAGCAGCAAGUGCCGUGGAAUGGAUCAUUCAGACUAUUUCUCUUUGCCGGCAAUCCUAGCAAAACUGCUACCGCAGUUGCUGAUUUCGCCCACUACCUGCAGGAUAAGCGCUCCUUCUACGCCAGCUACCUCCGAGACGAUAUUGAUCAAGUAUCGUACCAUGAAAGACAUAACCCACACAGCAAAUUCUUCACCAUCUGCACCAUCUUCGCCGCAAAGCGCCACCAGAUCGAGAUCGAAGACCAGGUUCCGCCCCUGCUAGCACGAUACCGAGAUCACAUCUACGCAGAUGAUCGAUGGGAUCGUCAUUUUCCCAACUCUGAUGCCACUGCGCAUGCUCGCAUGGGGCUCGACUCCGAGGAAGGAGGAGUCGUUCUUGUCCGACCCGAUGGCUACGUCGCCAUGGUCAUCCGCCUCGUUGAGGGCAGCAGCACGGUAGAAGCGCUAAACGAGUACUUUUCUGCUUUUUGCACGAAGAAGAUGGGCGGCCUCACAUCGCAUCUCGCGGAUGGCACCAAAGCAUCACGAUGCAUCGACGCCAAAGAUUGGGGACUUGUAGAGAGCCCCGGGAUUUCCAUUUGA
Messenger RNA from Akanthomyces muscarius, 1992 nucleotides. RefSeq lists its product as uncharacterized. The record is from RefSeq and is a predicted model, not a curated record. Bases 1 to 1992 code for a protein of 663 amino acids. Lineage: Eukaryota; Fungi; Ascomycota; Sordariomycetes; Hypocreales; Cordycipitaceae. The transcript has 5 exons. Gene Ontology annotation, molecular function: FAD binding.